AUGGAGUAGAACUUACAGCAGUGUACAUUUCAAAAUUUAUGAUAGAAAAUGUCAAGAAUCCUAUAAAAGAAAGUGAAAUAAAAUUGAUAAAUUAUGAUAUAAAUUAAAAGGCUAAUUUUUUUUAGUAAAAGUAAUUGAUAUCAGAAAAAACAAUAAAUAUAAUUCUUGGUUCUAAAAGUCGGUACUCGGAUAUUUGA
Paramecium sonneborni is the source of this 197-nucleotide messenger RNA. The record is from the annotation of a GenBank genome assembly. NCBI's taxonomy places the organism in Eukaryota, Ciliophora, Oligohymenophorea, Peniculida, Parameciidae.